AUGUUUCUUGCAAAGGCUUUUUUGGAAGGGGCCGAUCGGGGUCUUGGAGAAGCUCUGGGAGGCCUUCUGGGAGGAGGUGGUCAAAGAAGAGGAGGAAGAGGAGGAGGAAAUAUUGGAGGGCUAGUAGGAGGAAUUGUGAAUUUCAUCAGCGAGGCUGCCGCAGCUCAAUACACUCCAGAACCGCCUCCCACUCCUCAGCAUUUCACCAACGUGGAGGCUUCUGAAAGUGAGGAAGUUAGGCGUUUUCGACAACAGUUUGCACAGCUGGCUGGACCAGACAUGGAGGUGGGUGCCACUGACUUGAUGAAAAUCCUCAACAAAAUCCUUUCAAAGCACAAGGAACUGAAGACUGAUGGCUUUAGCCUUGACACCUGCAGGAGCAUUGUAUCCGUCAUGGACAGUGACACCACUGGGAAGCUGGGCUUUGAAGAAUUUAAGUACCUGUGGAACAACAUCAAGAAGUGGCAGUGUGUCUAUAAGCAGUAUGACAGAGACCACUCCGGGUUUCUGAAAAGUUCUCAGCUGCAGGAAGCUCUGCAGGCAGCUGGCUUCCAGCUAAAUGAACAACUUUACCAAAUGAUUAUCCGACGGUAUGCUGAGGAUGAUGGAAGUAUGGAUUUUAACAACUUCAUCAGCUGCCUGGUCCGCCUGGAUGCCAUGUUUCGUGCUUUCAAAUCUCUGGACAGAGAUGCAGAUGGCCUGAUUCAGGUGUCUAUCAGGGAAUGGCUGCAGCUGACCAUGUAUUCCUGA
Molecule: messenger RNA, 750 nt
Organism: Fukomys damarensis (Damara mole-rat)
Lineage: Eukaryota; Metazoa; Chordata; Mammalia; Rodentia; Bathyergidae
Gene: Capns2
Product: calpain small subunit 2
Exons: 1
Coding region: 1-750 (249 amino acids)
Molecular function (GO): calcium ion binding
Source: RefSeq, a predicted model, not a curated record